Messenger RNA from Mesocestoides corti, 1812 nucleotides. The record is from the annotation of a GenBank genome assembly. Lineage: Eukaryota; Metazoa; Platyhelminthes; Cestoda; Cyclophyllidea; Mesocestoididae.
AUGAGCAGGAAGAGAAACAGACCUGAAGAGUGGGGCGACAUUGAGCCUUCACCUGUCAUUCACAUCACUGACCUACCGGAGCACACGCUGGAAAUCGAUCUUGAAAAGCUGUUUGAUAAAUAUGGUCGAAUUAUUGAAAUCGUUAUGUUGCCUAAUAAACGCCAGGCUCUAGUGGAAUUCGAGGAUCAGAAUGAUGCUGAUCGCGUUGUGCAAAGGUCCAAUGAAUAUCCGUUUGCGGUUGGCAGUCAGCGAUUAAGAAUGGCCUACAGCAUGUCAAAGCGACUAACCUACCGCGGUCGCCUCGACGAUAACGUUUUGCAGUCUGGUCGACCACCUCCCUUGGAGAAUAACAUUCUUCUGCUAACUAUUUACAAUGCCCAAUAUCCCAUAACGGUAGAUGUAAUUCAUCAGGUUACAAACCGUCAUGGCAAGGUGCUAAGGAUUGUAAUUUUUCGUAAAACUGGCGUCCAAGCUAUGGUUGAGUUUGCCUCUAUCGCAGAGGCUCGGGAAACCAAGCGUCACAUUAAUGGAGCGGACAUCUACUCGGGAUGCUGUUCACUCAAAGUUGAAUAUGCUAAACAAACACGACUUAAAGUAACACGAAAUUGUCUCGAUAGUUGGGAUUAUGAAAAUCCUGCCUUGUUGGAAGAAGCGGACGUUAAUACUCAUGGGCGUCCUAUGGGAUCUGCAGCUGCUGCAUCUUUGUUGGGCAAAUUUGAAGGUGAAUUCGCCAAGCGAGCUGACGCCUACUUGCCUAAUAACCUUGCAGCUGUGGCUCCUAACUCAGUUAUCAGUGCUCUUGCUAUGGUGGCUGCAGGACAACAUCAUAAUCCUUUUAGCGGAGGAUACUCCGAAGCCAGCGAUCGGUCUGGGAGCCCAGUGAUAAUGGUCUACAACCUGAAUAUGAACCAUGCAAAUUGUGACAGGUUAUUUAAUUUAUUCUGCCUCUACGGAGAUGUGGGCCCAAUAAAAUUUCUUCGUUCAAAGGAAGGAACCGCGAUGGUUGAACUACACAGUGCCGCUAACGCAAAUAGUGCUCUCGCUAAUCUUCCCAUGAUAACGUUUGUUGGGAAUCAGCUAAGCGGCCAGCCAAGCCGGCAACAACACAUUGUCGAGGUCACCCAGCCCUACGUUCUGCCCGAUGGCAGUCCUUCCUUCAAAGACUUUACAGGCUCUCGCAACAACCGCUACACCCACGACAGCGCUGCUAAAAAUCGCGUAUACCCCCCCUCUCGUAUGCUCCACUUCUGGAACUGUCCACCCGGCAUUAGUUCCACACAACUACAGGAUAUCUUUGCCCACGCCGGGGUUCCUGUACCUAAUACCCCACGCAUACCAGCUCCAUUUCCCAACACUUUCACUUAUCUCCAUGUUAUUGGCUCCGCAGCUGAGCUCGCUGUUUGGUUUUAUGCCGUCACCGAUCGCUCUGUCUUCUCGUGGCAGCAUAGACGCCAGGCGAUGGCUAAACGACUGGACGACGGGGUGGGCAACCGUCAGUUCAUCCGCUGGACCUCCGUGGUGAGUUUGUUUAAGAAGAACGAACGGAACUCCUCGGGGGUGUUGGAGUGGAAGUCAGUCGAUGAGGCGUGUGACGCGUUGAUUUUCUGUAACCACACGGUGAUCCCUUCGCCUGGCGACCGAAUUCCCUUCAUAAUGCGUUUGGCGUUUUCCAACUCCAGCGCCUCCGCUGGCACCGAAAGACGCUUCUCGCGAACCGGCAGCGGCAGCAAUAACGGCUGGCACCCGUCCACGGCCGCUGCCGCCGCCACCGCUCCUUCUUCCAACGUCAGUAGUAACAACAUAACUCUGUAA